Carassius carassius (crucian carp) is the source of this 912-nucleotide messenger RNA. RefSeq names its product glutathione S-transferase, alpha tandem duplicate 1 (gene gsta.1). Bases 84 to 755 code for a protein of 223 amino acids. NCBI's taxonomy places the organism in Eukaryota, Metazoa, Chordata, Actinopteri, Cypriniformes, Cyprinidae. The transcript has 6 exons. Gene Ontology annotation, molecular function: glutathione transferase activity. Gene Ontology annotation, biological process: glutathione metabolic process. The record is from RefSeq and is a predicted model, not a curated record.
UAGCACCACCCACGAGUUGCGCAACUGCACGCUUUGUCUUCUGCAGCAAAAACAGAUUUGAAGGGUCGCUUUUCUUCGUGAAAAUGUCUGAGAAAGUUGUGUUGCAUUACUUCAAUGGACGAGGAAAGAUGGAGUCGAUCCGAUGGCUGCUGGCUGCAGCUGGAGUCCAGUUUGAGGAAGUGUUUUUGACCAAAAGAGAGGAGUAUGAAAAACUGCUCAAAGAUGGAGCCCUGAUGUUCCAGCAGGUGCCUUUGGUUGAAAUCGACGGGAUGCAGCUCGUGCAGUCCAAGGCCAUCCUGAACUACAUCGCUGGAAAAUACAAUCUAUAUGGAAAAGACCUUAAAGAACGGGCAAUGAUCGACAUGUAUUCAGAGGGGGCCAGCGAUCUCAUGGACUUGAUUAUAAUGUAUCCUUUCAAACCACCUGAAAACAAACCGACACACCUCAAUGCUAUAGAGCAAAAGGCCAAAGAUCGCUUUCUUCCUGUGUUUGAAAAGGGUCUUGCGAACUCUCAGUUCCUGGUGGGAAACCAGCUGAGCCGUGCUGACAUUCAUCUUCUUGAGGUCACUCUGAUGCUGCAGGAGUUGCUCCCCACCAUUCUUUCAACCUUUCCCAAAAUCCAGGCGUUUCAAGAGAAAAUGAAGGCCUUGCCAACAAUCAGCAAGUUUCUCCAGCCUGGCAGUGCAAGGAAGCCUCCACCCGAUGAGGUGUAUGUGAAGACCGUGAUGGGAGUGUUGAGCCACCUUUUUAAGUAGUAGGCCCACAGGAAAAAGCAUUAGAUGAUGUCAAUCACUAAUUAACUUGCAAGCUUCCUUUGUGUUACAAGAUUAAAGCCGAGACAGUUUAACGAACAGGUUUAUUUGGAAUGUUCAAGAUACAAUUGGGUGAUUAAAAAGUGUGAACUGAACAGUA